Messenger RNA from Gymnodraco acuticeps, 3610 nucleotides. RefSeq names its product splicing factor SWAP (gene sfswap). Gene Ontology annotation, molecular function: RNA binding. The record is from RefSeq and is a predicted model, not a curated record. Lineage: Eukaryota; Metazoa; Chordata; Actinopteri; Perciformes; Bathydraconidae. The transcript has 19 exons. Bases 168 to 3014 code for a protein of 948 amino acids. Gene Ontology annotation, biological process: mRNA 5'-splice site recognition; RNA processing.
UCCAACAUGGCGGAUGUCGGCACGUAGAAUUUGUUUUGGGAUAUAACAUCACGGAUUAUCGUAGCAUUUGGACUACGUGAAAGCUAUUUGGUUCACUUAAAUUCAGCACUUUACUGUUUUUGUUGUUUUACCCACCUAGUUAAUUCGUUUUCACAAGAAACCGGGAGAUGCAUCGUCGCGCAGCGGCAAAGAAGGACCACAACAACAAACCAGUGAAGAAGAAGGACGUGAGUGACAGUGAUAAAUACGCCGACCUCUUGGUGUUCGGCUAUGCCUGCAAACUGUUUCCAGACGACGAAAGGGCUCUUUACCACGAACAUGGAAAACAUCUUAUUCCAUGGAUGGGGGACAAGAACAUCAUGAUUGAUAGAUACGAUGGGCGUGGUCAUUUACACGACCUUUCAGAGUAUGACAGCGGGUCAUGGAACACGUCCUACCAGCUGUCGGAGGAGGAGGCCAGGAUCGAGGCGCUGUGCGAUGAGGAGAGGUACCUGGCCCUGCACACGGACCUGCUGGAGGAGGAGGCCAGACAAGAGGAGGAGUACAAACGUCUGAGUGAGGCUCUGGCAGAUGAAGGCACCUACACAGCAGUGGCCUUCAAAUACAGCGCUGACUACUACGACCCCUCUCAGCCCACUGAGGAGGAGGAGGCUAACAGAGAAGCCGAAGAGGCGGAGGCUGAGGAGAGUGAGGAGCCGUUCGUCGCUCCCCCAGGGCUCACUAUCCCCCCCGAUGUAGAGCUGCCUGCAACCAUCAAGACCCAUAACAUCAUCGAGAGGACGGCUAACUUUGUAUCCCAGCAGGGGGCUCAGUUUGAAAUAGUCCUGAAGGCCAAGCAGUCUGGUAACUCCCAGUUUGACUUUCUCCGCUUCGACCAUUACCUCAACCCGUAUUACAGACACAUCCUGCGGGCCAUGAAGGAAGGCCGAUACAACUUCCCCUCCAAGAAGCAGGAGCAGUCGCAGGAUUCCAACUCUGAUUCAGAUGAGGAUGGUGAUGGCAGUUACCUCCAUCCCAGCCUGUUCGCCCCUAAAAGGUGCUCUCGCCUGGAGGAGCUUGUGAAGCCUCUACAUGUAAUGGACCCAGACCAUCCUCUGGCAGAACUUGUCAGAAAAACCCGACUGGAAAGGAAUGGCAUAGAACCGGUGGUACCGGUGGUUGAGACCAAACCAGAGGAAGUGCCAGAACCAGUUGCUCCCAGCGCACCAGCGCAGUACACUGCUGACCCAAUGUACUAUGGGUACUACAUGCUCCCUGACGGAACGUUCUGCCUGGCCCCGCCUCCCCCGGGGAUAGAUGCCAGCUCCUACUAUAACAGUAUACCCUCAGCUGUCAUGGCUCCCCCUACGUCUUCGGAGGCUUUGCCUAAUCUGGGAACUACCCCCACGCCUCCUGAAAGUGUCGCAAUGGCACCACCUGCUACAGCCCCCUCUCAGGUCCCCAGCUCUGCUGCUGCUGUUGGACCAGAAAUCAGUUCUAAACCUGAAGCUCAAGUUUCCACACCAGCGCCACAAGCCAUCAUCCCCCCACCACCCGACUCCCAGCCAGUCAUAGACAAGCUGGCCGAGUACGUGGCUAGGAACGGUGUUAAGUUCGAGGCCGGUGUCCGUGCCAAGAAUGAUCCACGGUUUGACUUUCUGCAGCCUUGGAAUCAGUACAACCCCUAUUACGAGUUUAAGAAGAAUUACUUCAUGCAUAGGGAAGGAAGAAGCGCUCCAGAGAGUGAGGCAGCAGAUGAGGACGAUGAUAAGUCCAACACCCAGGACUCCAAGCUGACAAAAGCCUCCUUUGCCCCAAUCUGUUUUGCCAUCAGAGCAAAGGAGAAUGACAUGCUGCCGCUGGAGAAGAACAGAGUCCGAUUGGACGACGACUCGGAUGAGGACAAGUUACUGGAGGAGCAGAGUCUGAAAGAUGUCAUGGGUGGGACUGAAAUGUUUGAAAAAGUGAUUGCCUCAAUCAGUGCACCAGAAGAGAAGAGACCCUCCCUCAGUUUGGAGGAGCUGGAGGCCAAACAAGCUAAGCAGAAACUGGAAGACCGUUUAGCCACGGCAGCCAGAGAGAAGCUGGCCCAGGCUUCUAAGGAGUCCAAGGAGAAACAGCUACAGGCGGAGAGGAAGAGGAAGGCAGCACUCUUCCUCCAGACCCUCCGCGGCCCCUACGCUGGGGAAACUGAGGCCAAGAGAGCCGAGCUAGAUGCUACUGCACAGCUUGAGAUACAGGAAGCCCUCUCUGUCCUGUCUGGCCCCGUGCCUCCUCAGAUGUCCUCAAGUGUCCCUGCGUACGCUCAGGAUCAAAGGCCCGCCGUGGAGAACAAAGGAGCGUAUCACAGCAGGGACGCUCCAUCCUCCUCUUCCUCCUCCCACUCCACCUCUAGAGGAUCGGCAAGGGACCGGGACAGAGACCGAGACAGAGACCGAGACAAAGAUCGGGACAGAGAACGAGAGAGAGAAAGAGACAGGGAGAGAGAUAGAGAAAGAGACAGGAACAAAGGGAAGGAAAAAGACAGGAAGAAGAAAAAACACAAGAAGAGGUCAAGAUCGAGGUCAAAGUCGAAGAGUAAAUACUCCCUCCCCAGCGCCUACAGGAGGUCCCACAGAUCCCGCUCACACUCCCCUGGGAGGAGGGACAGGAGGGGCGCCUCAUCAGACAGGAGACGUGAGGACAGGGAGCGUGAUCGCCAUCAUCCCAGCAGCAGCAGCUCCAGCAUGCCUAGGGGGCAUUCCAGAUCCAGGUCGCCUCCUGAAAAAAGGAAGAGUUCCAUGUCAUCCUCGAGGCAGAUGCAAACGGUGGGCUCCUCUCUCUCCCCGUACGCCUCCCCCAACAGAGUCGUCCUGUCCCCAUCAGCUAGCCCCGCCUCCAGCCUGGCCCACUCCAGGGGUGAUUCUCUGGAGAAGGCAGUGGCAGUGGCUUCAUCCUUAGUAUCCUCCGUUCAGUCCAAAAUAACUCAGGAUCUGAUGGCCAAAGUGCGCGCCAUGCUUGCCACCUCCAAGACCUUCCAGCCUCCCACUUCCUGAAGAAGGCGGGGCUAUCCACUGGCUACUACAACCUCGGCCAAUCAGCGAGUGGCAUUCUCCGAUUGCCUGGAGAGUCAUGAAAGCCGGGAUCUGUUUUAUCUCCCUGUCCUUGAUUUUGAUUUAUGAUUUUAUUUUUGUUUGAGCACCAGUUUGGCAUGUCUUAUGCAGUAUUGUAAAAUGGACGUUAGGGCACUCAUUGAGACAAUAUAAUGAUGUCAUACCUGAUUUAAGAAAAUGUUCAAUUUAUUGCAUCCAGUUUUAAAUCACUCUUUUCUCCCACAUGGUGACUUUGCAGCAACACAAAGAGCUGCUGGAGGUCUGAAUUCCUUUCCUUCUAUGAAGGGUUGUGUUGUUUUGAUAAUUCAAUUAUGUCCUCCAUCACCUUCUUUUCUCUGCAGUUGAUUGCCCUCUUCUUCGCCCAGCUGUCUUUGCUCUCCAGCACUUUACACGUCUGCUUGAGAAGCCCUUUUCAUUUUCUAUUCUGUCCUUCAGCUCUAGUGCGUGGCCUUCUUCUGUUCCUGGUUUGUACUGUAAUGGAAUCUAAUGCAGAACAACUUUCUAAUCAAAACUGUCAAUAAAGUUUCAAUUAUGAUUUA